This is a messenger RNA of Megalops cyprinoides (Indo-Pacific tarpon), 1500 nucleotides long. RefSeq names its product pleckstrin (gene plek). Bases 59 to 1117 code for a protein of 352 amino acids. NCBI's taxonomy places the organism in Eukaryota, Metazoa, Chordata, Actinopteri, Elopiformes, Megalopidae. Gene Ontology annotation, biological process: actin cytoskeleton organization; intracellular signal transduction. The record is from RefSeq and is a predicted model, not a curated record. The transcript is spliced from 9 exons. Gene Ontology annotation, cellular component: plasma membrane.
UGCAGUGAGGCGAGUUUUACUUUUACAGUUCGAAGUAGCAUUCAGAGCUAGCGGGAACAUGGAGCCUAAGCAGAUAAGAGAGGGUUACCUGGUCAAAAAGGGUACAAUGCUGAACUCCUGGAAAGUGGUGUGGGUGGUGUUGUCAGAUGACGGAGUGGAGUUCUACAAGAAGAAGACAGACAGCAGUCCUAAAGGAAUGAUUCCACUGAAAGGAGCCACCCUCACCAGCCCCUGUCAAGACUUCAGCAAGAGGACGCUUGUUUUCAAGGUCAGUACUUCAAAGAACCAGGACCAUUAUUUCCAGGCCACCCACCUGGAGGACAGGGAGGUUUGGAUCAAAGACAUCAAGCGAGCCAUCACCUGUCUGCAAGGGGGCAAAAAAUUUGCCAGAAAGUCCACUCGCAGGUCCAUUCGCUUACCUGAAACAGUCAAUCUGAGUGAACUCUAUGUUUCAAUGAAAGACCCAGACACAGGAGUGAAAGAGUUGAAACUGGAAAAGGAGAAGAGAAUCUUCAACCACUGUUUCACAGGCAACACCGUGAUUGAUUGGCUGAUCUCUAAAGAGAAGGCACGGAACAGGCAGGAGGGGCUAAUGCUGGCCACAGGACUCCUGAAUGAGGGCUUCUUGCAACCAGCCGGGGAGCUGUCCAAGGGGGCAGCCGAGGGGGCAGCCGAAUCAGUCCUGCUGGACCAGCUGGAUGCACUGUAUUAUUUUGCAGACAGUGGCUUUUUCUGUGAGGGGUACUCCAGUGACGAGGACGUCAUAGUCAAAGAAGAGUUCAGAGGGGCCAUCAUAAAACAGGGAUGUUUAUUGAAACAGGGACAUCGAAGGAAAAACUGGAAGGUGCGGAAGUUCAUCCUAAGAGAUGAUCCUGCAUACAUGCAUUACUAUGACCCCACCAAGGGUGAGGAUGAACCCCUAGGCUCCAUACACCUGCGGGGUUCAGUCGUGACUGCGGUGGAGUACGUCCCGGAUGCUAAAAGGUAUUCUGUGGAUGGCAAUCUGUUUGAGAUCAUCACGUCGGAUGAAACACACUAUUUUCUGCAGGCAGCUACGGAAGAUGAACGUAAAGAAUGGAUCAAAGCCAUCCACACUGUGUCCAAGACUGGAAAGUAGUCAUUAAAUUAAAGACUGUUCUGAAAUGGACUUCUAAAUGGACGUGGACUUGCAAGUUAGACUGAAAUAUUAUUCAUCAAAAAGAGUUGGUUGGGCGAAAAGUGUUUCAUCUCCCAGGAGUUUUAGAGAAAAAGAAAUAUCAGGGAUUCAAGCAGACACACGCCUUCAGGGCAACUUCACUACUGCCACUACUGUUUGUGUACACAACCACUGGUUAGAGGAACCAUACUAACUACUUUUACUACAUGUGACUUGUUGACAGAACUCUCUCAGGGCAGUCCUGUUGUCAUCACAAAUUGUAGAUUCAACUUUUUUGACAUUGUAAUUGCGUCUAAUGCUCAUACAUAAUAAAUGGUAAAUUGCUGGCCCUUAAUUAACUCCUU